Messenger RNA from Somion occarium, 1559 nucleotides. NCBI's taxonomy places the organism in Eukaryota, Fungi, Basidiomycota, Agaricomycetes, Polyporales, Cerrenaceae. The record is from the annotation of a GenBank genome assembly.
GCUCUUCUCGUCAGUAGUCUCUCGCUGCGCUCAACAAAAUAUUGUCGGCACCUUGGAGAAUAAGCAUUUUCAUGCUUGCUUCACCGUUAUCUACGCUUUCUGGGUUAUAGACUUUCUACUGUCCUUACUCGAUAGAGAAUGCUAAUGACCUGACUGGGGACACCGCGGAUCAUUUCCUCUUGCGAAAGGACAUCUCAUUUCAGCUUUUCAAAGUUCUUGUGACUCAGGACGCUACCUCUCUGGCUACUAUUCUCUCUCGCUCUGGACCCUGCUGAUCGCUUCAGAUACCACGGUGAACUCUAUCGCAAUACUGCACAGGACAAUCUUCAGGCGAAACGCCGGCUCGUGGUAUAAAUCUCGCCUUGCUUGUGUGCCGGCAAGACGUCUACACUCCCUUACUUCUAUGGCACCUCCCGGAGUUCAUGAGAUGCGCCCUAAGCUAAGAGUCGCAGUAGUACAAUUUACACCAAAAAUAGGUCAAGUGCAGGAAAAUAUUGCCAAAGCUUCCAAACUAUGCAGCGAACUUCGACCGAAUUCCGUUGACUUGGUCUGCUUUCCGGAGAUGAUAUUCACCGGUUAUGUGUUCUCUGACUCAAAGCAUAUAUCUCCGUUUCUCGAGGAGCCGAUGCAGGGUCCUACCUCUCGAUUUUGUGCGGAACUUGCGAAGCGGUUGCACUGUUAUGUCAUGGCAGGAUAUCCGGAACGUCUUGCGCCCCAUGAAGUUCAAACGGUCACGAUAGAGCAUGGCCAAACAAUCCAACAGGUCGGAGCAAAUAGUGCAGUCGUGUACGAUCCUCAGGGGAACUUCGUUGGGAAUUAUCGCAAGACAAACUUGUUCAAGACGGAUAUGCCAUGGGCACGACCUGGGACCGGAUUUAUGACCCUGCAUCUGCCACCGCCUUUGAAGACCGUCUGUCUUGGAAUCUGCAUGGAUCUAAAUAGCCAACCCCCUGCAGAGUGGAGUCUAGUGGAUGGGCCAUACGAAAUAGCAGACCAUUGUGUUGAGCAAAAUGUUGACGUCUUGAUCUUGCUUAAUGCGUGGUUGGACUCUGGGGAAGAGCCAGAUGAACAGCGCGACUGGCACACAUUAAACUAUUGGGCCUUACGACUAAGACCUUUGUGGGUUGAUCAUGACAAGAUAUCAUCCGACCAACAGGCUUUACACGUGCAGGCCAAGGAGACCGUUGCAAUUAUUUGCAAUCGAUCUGGUGAAGAAAAUGGCGAAACGUUCGCAGGCACGUCCGCCUUGUUUUCUCUUCCGUGGGGUUCUGGGCGGCCACGAUUGCUACACGCCCUUGGGCGGCACACUGAGGGCAUCGCCAUUUGGGUAGUUUGACAAUUCGCGGUUGCUGUGCAGAUGUCGCACGACUGGCUUCAAAAGGGAACUUUCGGCCGUGGGCGGGAGUAGUUUUUGGUACAAGCGUAAUGAGUACUGUAUGUACUACCUGCUGGAGGAGCUCACCUCGGCUUGUAAUUCCAUUCAUGCGAAACACUACAUGUUAUAAGAAUGAAUGCAACACGUUAGAAAUUCGCCGACAUGCUCAGUUCAGUAAGACAAU